Nicrophorus vespilloides is the source of this 936-nucleotide messenger RNA. Its product is annotated as putative gustatory receptor 28a. The record is from RefSeq and is a predicted model, not a curated record. The annotation marks the transcript as partial. Gene Ontology annotation, cellular component: axon; neuronal cell body; dendrite. The transcript is spliced from 5 exons. Gene Ontology annotation, biological process: sensory perception of taste. NCBI's taxonomy places the organism in Eukaryota, Metazoa, Arthropoda, Insecta, Coleoptera, Silphidae.
AUAUUGAAUGUGGUCUAUGGCCUGAAUCGGAUGGACAGUGAACUGCACCACGUUCUGCUCUCGGUGGACGUGAGAGGCUCGUACAAGAAAACCUCCAGAUACUUGAAACUCACCAUCUUCGGCACCAUCUCUUACAUAAUAGUGUGUUUCUGCUUGGACGUGGUGCUCUUCUGGGAGAAGGACUUUUGGUACAGCUCGAUGCUCGCGCUCGCAUUCAUCUGCCCCAAAUUGAUCACCACUUUUGUCAUCAUCCAGUUCUGUUUCCUCAACGCAAUGCUGAAGAUGCGCUUCGAACUGAUCAAUCUGAAACUGGCAAACGUCACCCGGACGAUAGACACGCUGAACUGCAUUGAGGGAAGUCACAUCUGCUUGGAGAACGUCGACAAGAGAUGCAACUCGGUGAAUCCGACUUUUCCCAAAGUCUUUUCCAGUUGGAAAUUGGUGGACGUCGUCGACGGCGUCCGCAGGAGGCAUUACAGAUUGUGCGACAUCUGCUCGGAGCUGAAUUCCGCCUACUCCGUGCAAAUACUCUUCACGUCUCUUCAGGUCUUCGUCACCCUCUUGGCGAGUCUCUUCUAUUGCAUCAAAGGCGUCACAACUAACGAGGAACUCCCGGACAUCCUCGUUCCCUACACCCUGAACGUGGCCUUCUUAUCCCUAUCGCAAAUCGGAGCCGUGGCUUUCGUUUGUUCCAGAACCUACUGCGAAGCGCGCAAAACCGGAAGCAUCAUCCACAGAGUAGUACCGUACACCAAUGAUUUAGAAGUGGAGUUGCUCUACUUUUCCAUCCAGCUACUCCAUCACAACGUCGACUUCACAGCGUGCAGGAUGUUCAAACUUGACGAAAGCCUCGUCCUAUCUAUGGUCGGCAUAAUCUGCACGUAUCUUGUCAUCGUCGUUCAAUUCGAAUUCGCCAGCCAGGAUAACAUGAAAUAA